Molecule: messenger RNA, 2077 nt
Organism: Pararge aegeria (speckled wood butterfly)
Lineage: Eukaryota; Metazoa; Arthropoda; Insecta; Lepidoptera; Nymphalidae
Product: lipopolysaccharide-induced tumor necrosis factor-alpha factor homolog
Exons: 3
Coding region: 156-392 (78 amino acids)
Molecular function (GO): zinc ion binding
Source: RefSeq, a predicted model, not a curated record
AAUGUAUUGAGUCCGAUGACUAACCUCGAAGGCAAGCGGAUUAUUUUUAGUUGACUGUUACUUUUCUGUCGGCGUGGUCGUUUAGUCCGUUGGUAAUUGACAUUGUGUUCAGUGUUUUCUGUUAAGUUUAUUAGUUACAUCGCGAAAAAGUGAAAAUGAACGUGGUUGCCGUUGGACCGAAACCUUCAACACUGGUCUGCCCCUCAUGCAGAGCUAGCGUGGUCACCAGAGUAGACCACAAGGCCACGACAAAAACCCACAUAAUAGCGUUGGUGCUGUGCCUAUUCCUAUGCUGGCCGUGCGUUUGCGUUCCUUACUGCAUGGACUCUUGCCAAAACGCCGAUCACUACUGCCCUAGUUGUAACGCCUACCUCGGAUCUUAUCAAGGAUAGCGGUUUUUAUACUAUUCGAACAUUGAAUAUCAUUUAGUUCUAAACAAUUUUUUCAAUAAAUGAAAUUAGAUCUAUUAAUAUCAUUGUGUAAUUACAAUAGGAGUUCCUUGAGGUUUUGUUUUCAUUAAAGUUAUCCAAGAAUGAAAAUGAUGCAUCAAUCAAUGAUCUGGCGCCAUAUAAAUAAACCGAAUUUAAAUAUAUUUACAAAGUCAAUUGAAAGGCUGGAAUAAGGAAACGGUCUUUUAAGUUCUUAAAGGGCAAUUAAAUACUUUUAUUAUUUAUUUCCGAUUUGCAAUAUCAAUAAUAGCACUUAUUUUUAUGACAAUAAUAUAAAUGUUGUCUCUAAUCGGGUUUAUCGUCAGAAUAUGAUUGAAUCAUCCAAAUAGAGUUAUUAUACUUACCACAGCGAUAACAUUUUACAAGUAUACAUUUAUGAUAAAGGUUUUUUUUACUUACCGUAAAAGCAAUAAAUGAAUCUGGUAAGAAAUAGCAUACCUGCUCAGUUUUCUAAUACAAAAAUAAAUAAAAAUGUAAUUAAUGAAUCUAUUGUGCGUUAUCUUAAUAGGUAUUCCUUCAUUGCUUCUGAUAAUAAACACAUUUGGAAGCGUUGAAGAUAGUAGACCUUUCCGUUCUCCUCCUCUUCCAAGUUCUAUAUUUUAUGUGUAUAAAAUACGUAUACGUUCCUUUCAUUACCUCUGAUUAAACUAUGAAAGUAAAUUAUAAAAUGUAAAAUAACUUUUUCCUUAUAACUAAUCAGCAACAGCUGAAUUAAGUCUUAAAGGUUAUUCUCAAUCAAUUAUAAUUUAAAAGAAAUAAGAUUUUUUUUUUCAUGUAAUUAUUUCGGCCGAUUUUAUUAUGUAAAUUCUAUAUUUGUUUAAUUUAUGAUAACGUCUUGAGUUUUGCAAAAUCUAAUAUUUUCUCCCAAAUUAAUGUAGACACUAAAUUGAUUAUUUGGAAUAUGUUAAAGCGCAGUUCAGCAUAGAAGUAUCGCUUAGGUUUUUUUUAAAUUACCAUGGUGAACAUUGUCAGCGCUAACCAAUGCAGCUUGGGUAUAAGCCACCUCUGUCAUGGAAGAGAGAUAUUAAACCCACCACACUACUCCAAUGGCUAGCGAAAAUUACAAGGUGCAAAUUCCGUCAUGUCUUAUUAAUUACAUGCCUUUUGCAAUAGUGGAAAACAUGGCAGUAGGCUUACUGCCAUCGCUAUAAGCAGUAUUAUUUUGAUAUUGUUCACGGUAUGAUUCAGAAUUAAAUUUUAAGGCUUUAAGAUUUCUGAUUUUGUGACAAUAUUAUUAUGUACCCUAUGCACUGCGUAAUACCGUGCGUUAUUUUUUAAAUUCCAUGCUCUAUUCUCUGAGAGCCAAGGCCCAACCUCAGCGUCAAAUCUGCGUCCUUAGUGGCGUUCGAGUUUGCGUCUAGCAUGUGACCAAUCAUAAGAAGCGUACGAUCGAGCAAGACUUGUGAUUGGCUGCACGCAGGUUGGACGCGGCAUUGUGGCCAUAGCUUAAGAGCUCUACCAUUAAUUGCAGCUAUUACCCCAUAAUGUAUAACAAAUAUUUUUGAUUUUGAAUUGUUAUUAUGUGAAACUAGCAACUUGAUGUAAAGCAUUUAUUUGUGGUAAACGUUACAUAGUGUGCUAGGAUAUCUAUUGUUAAGCAUUUAAUAUUAAAUCUUAUUAAAUAUUUA